AUGCCUAGGAUAUUUGGGGAUAGAAACCAACUAGAAACAUUGGACUUGAACUACAACAAUUUAAAUGGAAAGAUUCCAAAGUCCCUAACUAAUUGCAAAGAGCUGCAAAUUCUAAAUCUCGGCCACAAUCAGAUGACUGACACAUUUCCAAUUAUGCUACAGAGUUUGCCAAAGCUUCGAAUUCUUAUUUUAUCUUCCAAUAAAUUUUAUGGUCCAAUAUGGCAUCCACAUAGCUUUUUCGGCUUUGCGAACUUACAUAUCAUUGAUCUGUCUUUCAAUGAUUUUACUGGAAGUUUGCCUUCAGAUUAUUUUCAAAAUUGGACUUCAAUGAAAGCUUCAUACAAUAAGGGGCAAGAAAUCUUCUAUGUUAGAAUUUUAAUUUUCUUCAUCAGCAUUGAUUUCUCCAACAACAAAUUUUAUGGAGAAAUACCAAGCUUAAUGGGGGAUUCUCGAGAUUUGAUUGUGCUAAACUUGUCAAGUAAUAAUUUUGCAGGACGUAUCCCUUCUUCUUUAGGGAACCUGAUUGAACUUGAAUCGUUAGAUCUCUCAUACAAUGAACUUUCAGGUGGAAUCCCUCAGCAGCUUACUGGUCUCACGUUUCUUGGAUAUUUGAACUUGUCAAACAAUCAACUUACAGCUCUAAUACCACAAGCCAAACAAAUUGGGACGUUUUCAAAAUCUUCUUUUGACGGAAAUUGGGGAUUAUGUGGUCCUCCAUUGUCAAAAAAUUGUGAAAGGUCUCCUUUGCCACCUUCUCAUUACAGUGAGGAAUCAGGUGAUUCUGGAUUAUCUGGUUUUUGUUGGAAAGCUGUUGCAAUAGGAUAUGGAUGUGGAUUCGUUAUUGGAUUGAUGCUUGGACAUAUCAUCACCUCAAGGAGCCCAUACUUGGUGUUAAGAUUUUUCGUGUAA
Molecule: messenger RNA, 909 nt
Organism: Ziziphus jujuba (common jujube)
Lineage: Eukaryota; Viridiplantae; Streptophyta; Magnoliopsida; Rosales; Rhamnaceae
Product: receptor-like protein 54
Exons: 1
Coding region: 1-909 (302 amino acids)
Molecular function (GO): protein binding
Source: RefSeq, a predicted model, not a curated record